Molecule: messenger RNA, 3213 nt
Organism: Tetranychus urticae (two-spotted spider mite)
Lineage: Eukaryota; Metazoa; Arthropoda; Arachnida; Trombidiformes; Tetranychidae
Source: RefSeq, a predicted model, not a curated record
AAAAAGCUGAUUUUAUUUCAAUUUUUGUAUACUUUUCAUCCAAUCUAAUUAAAUGUCAACUUUAAUUAAACCAAAAUGAGAAUAACUAAUUUUUCCGUUUUAAUGGCUUACAAAUCAAGCCAAAUUUUCGUCUUCCAGCUAUAUCAAAGCUAAUUUAUAUUGGAUGAUGUAGACGCUAUAGAUAUCCACCAGAUUGACCAGCAAUGGUUACCAAGUCUUUCAAUUUGGAUAAACAGAUGUAACUAUUUCAAGAAAACCAACUAGCCACAUCUUUGGUGCCUUUACUUUCAAGCAAAGUCAAUUUACUCAUUAUCCAAAAGUCUUUCAAAAAUAUUACUCAAUUAAUCGACAAAUCCAAGUCUUCCAAGUUGAUUGAAAAUUAUCUCAUUGGUAGUCACCAUUUAAGGCUAUCAUUCCAUAUAAAUAUUAGCAAAUCGCAAUAAUAUCAUUAGAAUAGAAUUGAUUUUCUAAGCCAUUUAAACCAGUCUUUCAAUUAGAUCAAAAUAUUAUAAUAAGUCUUUCAAUCAAUUCGAUAAUCACAAAUUUCAUAAACCAUGUGUUCUCAAGCUUGCCUCCAAGAGAUGGAGAAGUUUUGGAAAGAUUCAAUUCGAUCCUUGCUGGUGGCUGCAUUAUCAUCUCAACAUCAUGGUAAAUGUCCAGUAUCCGAAGUCUCGGACGAACCAAAUCAAGCCACUUCGAGCUCUACAAUAGCAUCACCUUCAUCAUCAACACCCUCUUCCAGUCUUUCAACCAACACAUCUGUGAAUAUAACUCCUGGUGGAUCGAAACACGAAUCAUCAACAUUCUCAUUAUCACCAUUGUCAACCACAUCCCAAAUUGCCAUGAACAACUCAACUUCUUUAACUCCAAUGGUAGAGAUGACAGCCUCUCUUUUGAGUGAUAUUAUCUCUAAUCUGUCAGUUUUAAAGUCAAAUCAAUCGAGUCAACAACAAAAUCAAGCACAAUCCAAUACAAAAGGAAAGGUUAAACGGAAGCGAAGGCGCAAAAGAUAUACUCUUGCUCAAAAACAGCGAUUCCUUCAGCAAAGCGUUUGGAGCUCAACAGAAAACAAUGAUGGUCAAUUGAGAGUUCAAAGUGUUCUCAGUUUUCAAGAAACACAUAAAAUGUCAAUGUUAAACCAAGAAGAAAAUCUUAAAUUAAGGAACAAUUCGAUCAACAAACCGUUAACUCCUAGAAUUGGCUAUCUUAGUAUUGAUGGCGAGUUAAAGGACGAUUCGGAUGUUGGACAAAUGACUGAUCCAUUGUGUAAAAAUUCAUUGCCAUCAACCACUCAUGGAUCUAAAAUGCAAUCAACUGAGCCAUGGUCUAGUAUCAGUGUUAAUGAUGCCGAUAUUCACAAUGAUGAUGGUAAUGGAAGUUUUGACAAAUCAAGUGCAAAAUUAGAGGAGAAAAGCCUUCGGAUGGAACAAAUAGGAUCCAUCAAGAGACGACUAUCUUCCGAUGAAUAUUUGGAUGGCAAUAAUCCUGAUCAUUUUGUUAGGAAUAAUUAUAACAGCGAUAAGGACGAAUCAAGUCAACUGAAUAAGGAGAAGAAAAGAAAUGAAAAAUUAUGUGCUAAUCACGAUAAAUCUAGUCCAUUAGAAACUACUAAACUUGAAUCUCAUGUAAAGCAUUCAAAUAUAUUAGCUUCAUUUGCGCCAUCAAAAUCUUUGUCUUCCUCAUCAUUGAGUCCUAAAAAUGGCUAUUUGAGCGAAGGUUCAGAUAAGGAGCUGAUAAGGGAUGAUUCAAGGAAAACUGACAAUAAAUUAAAGCAAACAAAAAAUCAUGGGCUUUCGAGAUGGGAUGAUUCAUCUUCAAAGGAUUCAAAUAAACAUUCUUAUCUUGUAAGCGGCUCAAAAAAUGUCAAUACUAAAGACAAGGUUGAUGUAAUUCAAUCUUCAAAUGGAAUUGCAAAAAGACUCAUCCAAGAAAAAUCAAUCAGUAUUAAUCUCCAAUCCAUUGAUUCUAAGAGAUUCAGCUCUUCUGAAAACGAUCACAUUUCCAGAGAUACUGGACUACAAAGAAAUGACAAUAAAUCUUGUGACCAAUCUGAGAGAAGAAAGCGUAGCCACUCUAAAGCCUCCAAAAGUGCAAUAUCUCCCAAUCGAAGCUACAAAAGUAGAAGAGACGAAGUACGAAAUUGCGGCAAAGACAGAAAAAUUUCCGCUGGUAGAAGUGAAGAUAGAAAACAAGACUCAAGUCGAAGUCAAAGCAGGAGUAGAAGCAGGAGCAAGAGUAGCAGUCGAAGUCGCAGUCGAAGUCGAAAUCGAAGUCAACACCGAGAAAGAAGUCGAGAAAGAAGAAGAACUGAAAGAAAGCAUCGCCAUGGUCCAAGCUCUUCCGGGUAUCGUGGCAAUAAAGAUAAAACAAAGGAUAAAAUAUCAAGCCGUAGUAGAAGUAAAAGCCAAACCAAGCGAAGUAGCUCUCGCAAUAAAAGAGAUAAAUCAUCAAAUGGUCGAUCUCACCAUCGAUCUCGCAAACAUUCCAGUCACAGACGCCGAGGUCACUCAAGUCACAGCUCUUCAGCAUAUUCCACAUCUUCAAGAUCAUCAUCUGCGUCUUCUUUUUCUAGAUCUUCAUCCUCAUCAGAUUCUUCACGUUUCUCAAGCUUAAUCUCUCGAAGCUCUCGUGGUUCUAAAUCACGAUCAAAAUCUCGAAGCCCUUCAAUUCGACGACGAGGUGGUUCACCCAAUUUUCUUGAAAGACGUCGUAUAACAAGCUUUAGAGUAUUUUAAGUUACAAUUUUUUUGUUUUCUUUUCUCAUUUGCGCUCGUAAACGACCGACUCCUUACCAUAGGGAUUCGCCAUCCCCUGAUAGCUCAUCAUCCGAGUCGCCAAUAACCAAAUGCAAACGGACGCUUUCCCAAAGAUCUUGCUCUUCAUCUUCAUCAACAUCUUCACCAUGCUAUUAUUACCUGCGUAAAUCUCGAUCACCUUCUCUUUAGUCUCUCCAGGACGAUAAUUCAUUUUGGAAUUUCAUUUUGUUUUAUUUCUAGUCUUUAAGUUAUUAGAUUGAUACGUUAUUAUUUUAAUUUACUUUGCUAAUCAAACCGAGACACUUUAUUUGCUCAUUCAUUUCUAAGUCAUGUUUUCUCGAAGUCUUAUCAUUUUUUGUUUUACCCGUUUUUGUGGGACGAGAAUUUAACAAUACUAAUGUAAUCUUGAAUUAAAAGCAAACUCAAUAAUAAGCAAUCAUUAUUUAUUCAAGCAGCU